CAUCCAUGCCAGUCAAUUUCCAUCCUCAUAAAUGGCAGAGGAAUCAUUGUUAUUAAAUUUUGUAGCUGAUGAACCUAGCUCAUCGGUCAAUCGUGUAAAUUCCGGUGGGCGGUGGAAGGAUCGGAUGAAAGAGAAAAAAAAUCAAAAACGAAAGGCCGCUUCCUCUACGUCUGCAAAAGACCAUUCUCCUGCUGCAACGAAUUCGCGUAAAGUACAAAGUAGGGAAAAUGUACCAGCAUCGAACGAGUCAAAACGGAGAAAGACGGCUGCAAGUCCUGUCUCCAAGCAACAUUCCGUUGCGAAACCUGUAAAGCAUGAUAAUACUUUCGUUUCCUCUUUAUUUACGGGUGACUCGAAAGAACAUCUAUCAUCGACUACGAAUGCUCAUGAUACAGAGGACGAAAAUCAAAGCAUGUUUGAUACGCAAAAUCAAGAUGCACCAUCUAAUGCACCACUGUCCACUACGACUUUUGCGGGUGUCCAAUUAGAUUCCCAGUUGGCUAGUCAUCUUGAAGAGAAGAUGAAUAUCACCGCUCCUACCAACAUCCAAAAUUCUUGCUUACCUGCCUUGUUAAAUGGGGAAGACAAGGAUGCUUUUAUUGAAGCCGAGACUGGUUCUGGUAAAACAUUAGCAUACUUACUUCCUAUUAUACAAAGACUAGUUCGGCUUCCACCCACAAAGCGUUCAAGAACGAGCGGUUUGUUUGCUGUGAUUGUUGCUCCAACGCGGGAGCUGUGUCAACAGAUUUAUAACGUUGCAAAUAAUCUGACGAACAAUCGGCUAGCUCACUGGAUAGUUUCUUGUAACGUGAUCGGUGGUGAAAAGAAAAAAAGUGAAAAGUCUAGAAUUCGCAAAGGAGUAAAUAUUCUUAUUGGUACUCCAGGAAGACUAGCCGAUCAUAUAGAAAAUACGGAAGUACUAGACCUUAGUCAAGUGCGGUGGGUUGUAUUAGAUGAGGGCGAUCGGUUGAUGGAUAUGGGAUUUGAAGAGACAAUCACGAAAAUUUUGAGCUAUUUGGACUCUCAAAACUCGCUGUAUCCACUAGGGGAUAGUAUGCCUUCUCGGAAAGUGAAUGUCCUAUGCUCUGCUACUAUAAAGGAUACCGUUAAGCGAUUAAGCCAGUCUGCAUUAAAGGACGCAAUGUACCUUAGGUCUUCCUCUUCCUCUGCUGACGAAAAUGAAGACCAGAAAAUCCGAAAGUCUUCUGCUCCUGCGCAAUUACUUCAGCGGUAUUGCGUGAUUCCUCCAAAGCUGCGACUGGUAAGCUUGGCUGCUGUUUUACGAUCGAACCUAAUAAAUAAUCAAAAGAUUAUUGUGUUUUUAUCCUGUGCAGACAGUGUAAACUUUCAUUUUGAAGCUUUUCGGCGUAAAAAAGCGGAAAUAGAAGUAGAGCAGGAGGAAAGGGAAGACGAGUCGAAGAAAACUACAAGCUCUACUGGAAAUGAAGAAGCGGUGGAUACUGCCUAUCGUCUAAAUGAGAAAGCCAAAGUCUACAGACUUCAUGGAUCUCUUUCACAGCAGACUCGUACGAAAACAUUGUCGCAAUUUUGUUCCGAAAAAGACAGUUCUCCUCGUAUAUUACUGUGUACGGACGUUGCAUCUCGUGGUUUGGAUUUACCUAAUAUUGAUUUAGUUGUCCAAUACGACGCUCCGUUUAGUACAGAUGAUUAUCUACACAGAAUUGGCCGAACAGCUAGAGCCGGUCAUAAUGGUGCUGCUAUCAUGUUUUUGUUACCCAAAGAGGUUGAGUACAUUGAUCUGUUAAGAGCUAACAUAAAAGUGAAUAUCACUGAGCAGCCGAAUGGGCCAUCGUCCAUCCUAAAUAGUGGCUUUUCUGUUAGAGGAGGACCUCCUGCUAAAAGUGAGUUAGAAUGGCAGGAUCGGGCGACGGAAUGGCAACUUGAGCUUGAACGAAUGAUUCUUGACAGUCCUGAAUUAAAGGAAGUUGCAAAAAAGGCUUUUUCGUCUUAUGUUCGUGCUUAUGCUACACAUUUAUCGUCGGAAAGAUCGAUUUUUAACAUGCGUGAUCUUCACCUAGGUCAUAUUGCCAAGUCUUUCGCUUUACGCGAAGCUCCUGGUAAAAUGUCCAACAACAACAACAAACAGAAAGGAACUGUUGCUGGCGCACGUCUGAAAAAGAAAAAGGAUAACUCGCCAGCGGCAAUUGCUGCAAAGAUGCAGCAGAAAGCAAUGGAGCAUUAUUCCAUUGAACACAACAUUGGUUAAUUUGAUAAAAGUUUUGGUAAUAGGGAAUAUUUUUGGAGAAAAGGUUUCAUAUCUAAAGGGUUAUUUAUGGUUUCAAUUAUAGAUACGGUUGGUUUUUACGAAUACUCAUCUACUGU
Molecule: messenger RNA, 2343 nt
Organism: Schizosaccharomyces cryophilus OY26
Lineage: Eukaryota; Fungi; Ascomycota; Schizosaccharomycetes; Schizosaccharomycetales; Schizosaccharomycetaceae
Product: ATP-dependent RNA helicase Dbp7
Exons: 1
Coding region: 32-2227 (731 amino acids)
Biological process (GO): ribosome biogenesis
Cellular component (GO): nucleus
Molecular function (GO): nucleic acid binding; ATP binding
Source: RefSeq, a predicted model, not a curated record